GUUCAGCACCGCGGAGAGCGCCGGCUGGCCGAGCGGCGUGAGCCCGGUAACAGGCAACGAAAGCAUUGCAGUCUGGUCUUCAAUUGCCCAGGAACAAUUCAUCCAAGAGAGGGCAAAAUCAUGAUUGUACCUCCAUGAAUCAAUAACAUUACUUUGAAAACUCUGAGGAAGGAUAUUCAUGACUACUGAAGUACUACAAUGGGAUUUCAUAUUAGCUCCAUGUCCGGGACGGAACUGAAAAGCACCAGAUUUCAGACAGGUGCAGAUGAGGAAAGACAGUAUCGCACAGCUCCCAAUUACAACUACAAAUGGACUGAUCUGCACUGUGAGGCAAGCCGAGGGAACUUUGAAAGGCUACAGGCCUUGCUCCGUGUUGCAGGUGAGGAUCAGAUCAAUAAGAAGGAUUACUAUGGCAAGAGCCCCCUCUACUGGGCUGCCUAUAAAGGGCAGCGAGCUUGCAUCGAGUUACUACUGGAAUAUGGUGCAGAUGCCAACAGUCAGUGUAAACAUGGGGCAACCCCACUCCAUGCAGUAAUUGGGCUGUUUCCUGAUUGCGCUCUGCUGCUCAUACAGAAUGGAGCAGAUGUAGAUCUUCCUGACAAUUGGGGUGUGACACCAAUGUACCUGGCUGCCUGCAGUGGACAACUUGACUGUUUGCGGCUACUUGUCCUAUCUGGAGCAAAAAUCACAUACAGAAAUAAGAACACUGGAGAGGCCCCCAAGCAAUUGGCUUCCAAGACCAACUUUCUGUCCUGGAUAGAUGGUUAUCGGAAGAACCCACCAUCAUUGAAGCAACCUGUCGGCUGA
Messenger RNA from Pristis pectinata (smalltooth sawfish), 807 nucleotides. RefSeq names its product ankyrin repeat domain-containing protein 10-like. The transcript is spliced from 6 exons. The record is from RefSeq and is a predicted model, not a curated record. The coding region runs from base 199 to 807 and encodes 202 amino acids. Gene Ontology annotation, molecular function: protein binding. NCBI's taxonomy places the organism in Eukaryota, Metazoa, Chordata, Chondrichthyes, Rhinopristiformes, Pristidae.